Poecilia latipinna (sailfin molly) is the source of this 1672-nucleotide messenger RNA. It is a transcript of the gene snx20, whose product is annotated as sorting nexin 20. The record is from RefSeq and is a predicted model, not a curated record. Bases 399 to 1223 code for a protein of 274 amino acids. Gene Ontology annotation, cellular component: early endosome membrane. The transcript has 3 exons. Lineage: Eukaryota; Metazoa; Chordata; Actinopteri; Cyprinodontiformes; Poeciliidae. Gene Ontology annotation, biological process: protein transport. Gene Ontology annotation, molecular function: phosphatidylinositol phosphate binding; protein binding.
UUUGUCACAGAGCCUGAUUUCAGUUUAAGCCACGGAACCAAGAUUAUAUCAAAUCCUUCACUCUCACUGAGGCUAACUCCGCCCGGCUGCUGUGUCGGCUGCUCUAAAACAAGCGCUCCUCUGUCAGUUUACUGCUGGACUUUGUUUCACUUCCUUCACUUCCUAUUUUAUCAGCAGAACUUCCUCAUUUUAACACAAAUAUGUUCUAAGUUCUUGACUUCAGCAGGAGCUUCACAGCCUGCAACAGACCCGUCCAGUCCCAGAACCAGUUUAAUGAUAGAACCAGUACAGCUGAUCCAGUUGGUCCAGUAAUGAGAGGAGCAUGAACCUGGACGUCUCCCAGCAGCAGAUCUGACCUCUGGGUUUCUCCAGCAGAGGGCUCUGAAGAUUUGGACCAGAUGGCUGCAGGUGAGAGGCCCGGUUGUUCCAGCUUAACCACUAAGGAGCUCCAACAGAACUUGAAGCUGGCGAAGCAAAAGGAGCGACCGGUCCGGCUGCUGUUUGAGAUCCCAUCGAGUCGAGUUGUGGACCAGCUGCUGAACAAAUACGUGGCGUAUCAGAUCGUCGUGAUGCGCUCCGGCAGCUUUGAUUCCCGCCGUGUUUCCAUCGAGCGCCGCUACAGUGACUUCCUGCGGCUUCACCACAAACUGCUGGAGGAGUUUGACGAAGAGCUGGAGGAUGUUCUUCUGCCCCCGAAACUGCUGACGGGAAACUUCAACCCCGAGAACAUUCUGGAGCGCCGCCUGGCCCUGCAGGACUACCUGGCCAAGCUGUUCGCGACCCGCUGCGUCAGACACUCCGCCCACUUCUCCGAGUUCUUCACCGAGCACGAGCAGAAGCAGGCCCACGUGCUGCUGCGGGCGGGCCAGUUCAAGGCCGCUCUGGAGCAGCUGCAGACGGUCCUGGAGAUCCAGGAAAAGCUGCUGCCGUGGCAGAAGUCCACCCUGACCGUCCCGGCCCUCGCUGCGAUCGCCGUGUGUUACCGGGACCUGGACGAGCCGGAGCAGGCCUUCUCAGCCGCUCAGCAAGCUCUUCCUCCGGUGAGGCGCUACGGACUGAAGCCCUACCGAGCAGCGCUGCUGGAGCUGCUGGUGGACCUGGGGUACCAGCUGGGUCGUCCCGUGGCUCAGCUGCAGGAUGAGCUGACAGACAUCAGGAACGGCGAGAGAGGGGAGGUGUGCUUCCGGUCUCUGAAGGAAGUGGUGAUCCACAAGUUCAUCUGAGGAAGAGCAGGAACCCAGACUUACCUGAGAGAUGAAGUCUGGGUCUACUAAAAACCUAAAUGGCCUCAAAGCAUAAAAAAAGUUAAGAUUGAGAGUGAAACAGUCUGUUCAGUCCGCUUCAUUCAAACUCUGGUUUAUUUGUCUAGAAAGUCCGGUUCAUUUGUGGAGGUGUGAAUGCGAACUCUGGUUCGCCUAAAAUUUCAAACGCAGAUGUGAAUACCAAGUGGAUCAGAGACCUGCUAAAGCCCUAAAGAAGUUGCUGUAAACUGUUCUUUCUGUUCUUUCUCCCCCCCUCAGUCUGUCACUGUUUUGUUCUGGAUGUGUUCCUGUUCCAAAGUAUUUUGGGAACAUUUUAUAUUUAUUCAAAAACAUCAGCAAAUGUUCAAUUGCAUUGGGAAAAUGUCGUAUUUGAGUUUCAACAAAGGGGCAAAAUAAAUCCAAAAGAUUUA